Cyprinodon variegatus (sheepshead minnow) is the source of this 4395-nucleotide messenger RNA. RefSeq names its product pyruvate dehydrogenase (acetyl-transferring) kinase isozyme 3, mitochondrial-like (gene pdk3a). Gene Ontology annotation, biological process: regulation of glucose metabolic process; protein phosphorylation. Gene Ontology annotation, molecular function: pyruvate dehydrogenase (acetyl-transferring) kinase activity. NCBI's taxonomy places the organism in Eukaryota, Metazoa, Chordata, Actinopteri, Cyprinodontiformes, Cyprinodontidae. Gene Ontology annotation, cellular component: mitochondrion. The transcript is spliced from 11 exons. The record is from RefSeq and is a predicted model, not a curated record. The coding region runs from base 276 to 1496 and encodes 406 amino acids.
CCGACCUGAACGUCUAGAAAUGUAGACCCAGGAAGCCGCAACAAGAAACCUUAAUGUCUGCUGCUCUGUCAUCGCCUUACCGACACUAAUUGUCGCUUCGUGUCCACCGCGGACGGAGGAGAUGUGGACGCCGAUCAGACACACGGAUCUUCUGGCAUCGCUACCGGCGGGCUGGGCGACAGUGAUGGUGCGGUAGUUUGAUUCUCUCCGACUCUGAGGCGUCACGUCCCAAUCAGACAUCCAGAUACGAGACCAGCAUCUUUAUAAAUUUCAAAAUGAGGAUCUUCACGUUUCUGCUGAAAAACAAUAACCCCAAAAUCGAGUAUUACUCCCGAUUUUCACCAUCUCCGCUCUCCAUCAAGCAGUUCCUGGACUUUGGCAGAGACAAUGCAUGUGAGAAAACAUCCUACAUGUUCCUGCGUAAGGAGCUGCCGGUGCGACUGGCCAACACCAUGAGAGAAGUCAACCUGCUACCCGAUAAGCUGCUCAGCCAGCCCUCAGUCAGACUGGUCCAGAAGUGGUACAUGCAGAGCUUCGUGGAACUGCUGGAUUUUGAGAACAGGAAGGCAGACGACCCUCACACUCUGAAUGAUUUUCUGGAGAACUUGAUCGACAUCCGAAACCGCCACAACGACGUCGUCCCCACCAUGGCUCAGGGGGUCAUCGAGUACAAGGAGAAGUUUGGUUUCGACCCCUUCAUCAGCAGCAACAUCCAGUAUUUUCUCGACCGCUUUUACACCAACCGCAUCUCUUUCCGCAUGCUCAUCAACCAGCACACUCUGCUGUUCGGUAACGACACCAACCCGGCCCAUCCCAAGCACAUUGGCAGCAUCGAUCCCACCUGCAACGUGGCCGAGGUUGUUAGUGAUGCCUAUGACACUGCCAAGAUGUUGUGUGAGAAGUACUACUCAGCUGCUCCCGAGCUAAAGAUCGAGGAGUUCAACAUGAAAGCUCAGAAGAAGCCCAUCCAGGUGGUCUAUGUCCCCUCGCAUCUGUUCCACAUGUUGUUUGAGCUCUUCAAGAACUCGAUGAGAGCGACAGUGGAGCUUUAUGAGAACAGCAAGGAAGGCCUGCCGCCAGUGAAGGCAAGAGUCACUCUGGGAAAAGAGGAUCUGUCAAUAAAGAUCAGUGAUAAAGGAGGAGGAGUUCCUCUGAGGAAGAUAGACCGUCUCUUCAACUACAUGUACUCCACUGCCCCGACGCCCAGCCUGGAGCCAGGAGCCGUCCCAUUGGCUGGUUUUGGUUACGGUUUGCCUAUUUCCCGGCUCUAUGCUCGAUAUUUUCAGGGGGACCUGAAGCUCUACUCCAUGGAGGGGGUGGGGACAGAUGCUGUCAUCUAUCUGAAGGCUCUGUCCAGUGAGUCCUUUGAGCGCCUCCCUGUUUUCAACAAGUCAGCUUGGCGGCACUACAAGACGAGCGCUGAGGCGGACGACUGGAGCAACCCCAGCAAAGAGCCCCGUGAUGCCAGCAAGUCCUCAUACAAAGCCAAAAGAUAACUCCGCCUGGCUUGCGAGCACAGCUCCCCCUGCUGGGAGCCAGAAUGGCUGCUCUCUGUUUGGAGCAUGAACGCUAAAAUGCUGCCUGUGGGUAAAAGAUUCGUUUAGGCCUGCUUUUACAUCUGAUGGUGAGAGGUUUCUGUUUGGGGAUCGGGACCUGAAUUUAGAAUUUCCACCUGACUGCAAUAACCUUUAUUAGCAUAGCUUCUAUUAUUGUGAUCCAGAGCAGAGUUGAAAUGAAACCCCCUCUAUAUUGUAGAUGUAAAUCCUAGCAAUUUCUUUAUUGAUUUAGGACAAAUAUUGACGUCAGGUCCUCUUGUUAAAUUCCUAGAAUCACCUCUAUGUUUCUGUCUUGUGUCAUGCAGUGUUCUGGCCACACUGUUGUUCCCUGUGGCUAGAUAAGCUGUACUCUGCUGAUAGAGUCUGUAAAGGCUUGAAUUCUCUUCCUUUCUCUCAGAACACAAGGGGGGGUAAGGAUGGAGUUUCAGUGCAAACUAGAAAAGGGGGGAGAUUUUAUUCCCUUUGAUUCAAUGCACCACUAGGCCAGUUUGUUAUUUAAGUGGCAAAAACUUGUUUUGAUUGCACUUUUUAAAAUAUUAGGGUUAGAUGUUAAAAUAUUUAUAAAUUAGGAACAGUAGCACCUUUAAAAAAAAAAAAGAAAAAAAAAAGGUAGAACAGGCAAUGCUUUAUAGAUUACAUGAUGUUUUAUUUAAGACUCUAGAAGUCGGGACCUUUGUGUUUUAUUUAUGAAAAAAGAAGCCUUAUUUAUGGAAACUUAUGGUAUGUUUGGUGUUUUUUGAACUCCGCCUUCAAGGCUCUACCAGAACUCAACCAAUUUUAAAGGGAGGUGGCAUAUACAUAUAAAAGUGGUCUGAAUUUUUUAUUUUAUUUUACUGGUUUAGCUUUAUUCUUUUUUUAUUACGCUGCAACAGAGCAUAAAUCAAAGUACUAACCCUUAUCUAACACUCCUGCUUGCAGCCCUCAUGUAACAGCUACUAAAAUGUCCAAAUGAGUCAUGUAUAUGAUGACAUUGCUGAGUAGCAUCACCAACGCCAGCAAGAUUUAAUGUACUAACCUUGAUGGAAAGAAAUGGAGCUGUGGUGUCUGAACGAAGGAAUGCCGUUCUGCACGUCUUCAUUUCAUGCCGCUGUGGAGGAUAAACAACCUGCUCACUGCUUGGACCUGUUAUCCUAACUCUGCUCUUUGCAUCAUCCAGUCAGCCUCGUGUUUCACUUGAAUGAUCCUUACAGUCUUCUAAAUGAGUUUGAACAAAGUUUGUAAAUUUCAAUUAUACUGUUUUGUUUUGUUUUUUUAUGACGCGUUCAAGUAAAAUAGAAGUUUCAGCUUUAGUUGAACUGUUUUAUGAUAUUUUAGUGACUUUUUUAUGUUAUAUGUACGGUAUGUUAUCUUUUAUGUUUGAAAGAAAAGUCAUAAGGCACACAAAGAUUAGGAGAAGCUAUAGUGGAAAAAUAUGAUCAAAAGAGUUAAGACUAGAUUCAGAGCACUAGAUGAAGUCUUUUCGCUUUUCCUAUUUCAUCUCACUGAGAAGCAUUUUAGUGCACUUUAUUAAACCUAAUAUAUUUACACUUUAAAGUGGUUUAAUGCAGUAACUUUAAUCACACAGAAGCUACGCAGUCGGAUUUCAAAUGGCUGCUUUAAGCUAAAUAAAAGAGGAGAAUCGAUUUCAGUUCCGCAGCAGCAAACUUGUAUUUCUGAGUGGAUGGUUCAUUUUUUUUUUAUUAAAGUGAGGUUCUGUUUGAAGGUUUUCCACAGUCAAUAUCUUACCUGCCUUCUGUAUAAAUCCAGAUUAGUCGGUCCUGGAGGCUGAAGCCAUCAUAUAGUCCAGUCAAACUUCUCUCAUCUUGAAACAACUCUAAAAAAACAUGAUCAUCGUUUUAUUAACGGUACACCGUCAUAAUGAUUGUAUUCACCAUCAAUAUUUGCACUGGUUUGGAGGCAGUGUGUCUCCAGUUAUGUUUAUGUGGGAAACGCAUACCGAGGACAGCAUUCACCAUAAAGUAGCAUAACAAAAAGAUCAUCAUCUAUAAACUAUUAUAUUUUUUUCUGUAUUUAUUUAGAAAUGUCUUGAUAUGUUCUGCUGUUCCUUUGAUUGUGGUAAACAUACAUUUUGCAUAAAUUAAUGUGCAAUGUAAACAUGAUGUUUUAAAGGCUAAACUAAAGUUAUUUUAAACGGUUCCCCUUUGGCUGUUAGCUUUAGCCACUUGGACUAGUCGGUCUUUAUUUAUACAAAAUAAAGAGACAAAGUUAUCUAUCGCAGGUAUGGUAUCAACUGGAUCAAAACUUUUUUUACAGAACUUCACUUGAACAAUUUAGAACCAUCCUUAUUAAAGGAGAUGAUAAAGGGAGUUUCAUCAGCCUGAAGUGGUUUCCUUCUCUCCUUUAGCUCCUUCUGAAGUGAAAUGAAAGAAGAAUUCAGUGUCUGCAUCCUGUAGAAUCUCUGCGUUUCACCGCUGCUGAAAUCUUUGCAACCUUCCAUUGAAACUGAGGGACGCUCAGUUUCACAUCCGCUGUUAAAAGAAGUGCUGUGUUAUAGAGUAGCUGUAGAUUUGUGGUCUCCCUUUAGACCAGGCCUGAAAACAAAUCAAAAACACAACAUAGAAGAGCUCCUAUUUUCAAGCUCAGUUGUUUUAAACUCUGCUGUCCUCAAAGCGUCUGCUUGAUCCAUUUUAGAGAAUAUCACAUAAGAUCAACCUAUUGUGUAUUCUGUAUAUAUAGCGUGUAGAUUAAUUGCUGUGUUUUUCAUCCUUCUGUACAAACUGCUUAAAUGAUAUAUUUGUGUACAAGAUAGACCAAUAAUGCAACAUUCAUCAAGACGUUACAGAUUAGUUUCAUCUUAUCAGUCAGCAUGAGAUCAACAAAAUGUCAAACCGUACAAUAA